AUGGUUUUGUCGGUGACAGAAAGCUCUUACAUAUAUGAUUCAUUAGUGAGUUCAAACCCAACUAGACCGGACUCAAGAAAACCGAACCAAUAUAGGCCCUUAAAGGCUAAUUGCGGAUUCUUACCCAAUUCCAAUGGUUCUUCUCGUAUAUUCAAUGCAGAUAGUACUGAGUGUAUAACAAGUGUGAAAGCAAAGGUUGUCAGGAAUUGUAAAAAAUCUGAUUUGAUCAAUGUUGAAAUUGAUAUUUACGGUGAAAGAGAUAGCAGUACAUUAACUCAACAUUUGACAACCAUGAUUAAACAAUCUCUAAAUGACAGUUUUGAUUAUAGUGUACUGAAACUAACUAAUAAGUACUAUUUCCAGUUAUACAUCGACGUCUCGGUGCUGUAUCUUCCAGAAGACUUCAACUAUUCCUCAUACACCCUUUAUUCUAUUCUAUCCUUAAUAUCAAUGGGAGUAUAUCUUGCAUUAAAGUCGGCCAAACUGCCAUUGUUGGUAUCCGAGAAGGAAGAUUUUGAAGUCGAAGAAGAACCUACGUUUUCUGAUGAUUGGGAGGCUUCAACUUAUUUGAUCCCAAGAGAUCCUUCGAAAUCCUUUCAACCUGCGUUAGCGUUUGUGGUCGGUGCAGUAGGAAACACAGUUAUCAUAGAUCCUUCUUUGGAGGAAGAGCAAAUAAUAGAACACGGUAUUGGUAUUACUUGGUCUAAUGAUAGGAUAACAACACCAAUACAAUCACUCACGUUAUCGAGUUCUAACACAAAAGGGCUGAAACCAGCAUUGAUUUUUAAAGCAAUAGAAGUCGUUAGAAAUGUUGCCAAGGAUGUUGUGAAUGCUUUGAAUGCAAUAUCCGAACAACAGGUUGAUGUAUUAGAUACUGCUUUUUAG
Pichia kudriavzevii is the source of this 885-nucleotide messenger RNA. RefSeq lists its product as uncharacterized. Gene Ontology annotation, biological process: nuclear polyadenylation-dependent rRNA catabolic process; nuclear polyadenylation-dependent mRNA catabolic process; U1 snRNA 3'-end processing. Bases 1 to 885 code for a protein of 294 amino acids. The transcript has a single exon. Lineage: Eukaryota; Fungi; Ascomycota; Pichiomycetes; Pichiales; Pichiaceae. Gene Ontology annotation, cellular component: nuclear exosome (RNase complex); cytoplasmic exosome (RNase complex). The record is from RefSeq and is a predicted model, not a curated record.